AUGGAUCAAGGACAUGUGCUCAGUGAUGGAGAUCCCCUCAGCACAGUCAGGACCCUUGGUGGCCCCCCUGGCAGUGGAGAGCUGCUCAGCAGCUUGCUCAGCGCCGUGCAGGGGCUCACUGGCCUCCUGGGCUUGCUCGGUGUCGCGGUGGAAGUGAGCAUCACGUCAAGGGCCAGGCUCACCAUGGACGGCACCGGCUACCCCACGCUGGCGACAGAGAUGCGGCACCCUCCUCGGUGGCAGACUCCUGUGAGGGCUGUCAUGGGGAGCGUGGCUGGGGCCGGCUGGACCAUCGGCUGGCAGAGCCAGCAACUGCCCCCACGGGUGCCCGUGCCCCUGCUGCCACCCAUGGCAGCCACCGGCUCCGCGCGUCUGGGCACCUCCUUGAACCUCCUGAGCUUGGUCUCCCUCCUGGACACGCUCAUUGGCCAGGUUCUCGAUGUUGCCCUCGUGCCUGCAGUGGACGGGGCAGGAGGAGAAGCCCGGGGAGCGGGAUGCAGCGUGUCCGGCAGGAGGAGAGCCGGUGGGCACCGCAUCCAGGCUGAGCUGCUGGCCAGGGCCCAGCACGGCUACGUGCAGCGUGCGGGGUCAGGCUGGUGCAGGGUUCACACUUCACAGCCAGCGAGGAGGAACUAUCCCGCUUCAUCCUUCCCUGGACCUUCCUGGUUCCUGCAGCUCGGGUAUAUAAGGCUGCUCCUGCCAGCCAGCCCCGCAGAGCGGCCACGGCAGCAGCACCACUGCAGCAAAGGGCUCCAGGUGCUGGGUCAGAAGAUGCUGCGCUUCUGGUGUCUCGUCCUUGCCACAGGCCUCCUGCCCCCCUCCCAGGGCCUCCUCAACCUGGGCAGUGUCCUUGGGCUGAGCCCAGCGCAAUCCAAAGACGGUCUGCUUGGAACCGGUCUUGGCAGCGAAGGUCUCCUCAACCAAAAAAGUGGCUUGCUUGGCACAGGCCUCUUUGGUGAGGAUGGGCUCCCCGGUACCGGCAUCCUUAGCACGGGAAGUCCGAGUGGAAAAGGUAGCGGAGGUUCCAGUGAUGCAGGAAAAGAGUCCGGCAGCUCUGGGAUCCUCGGGACAGGCCUCCUAGGAGGACAACCUGGCAGCAGCGGUCUGCUCGGCACUGGCGUCCUUGGUGGAGAUGGGCUCCUUGGCACUGGUGUCCUUGGUGGAGAUGGGCUCCUUGGCACUGGCGUCCUUGGUGGAGAAGGCCUUGGCAAUGGUCUCGGCAGUGCCCUCCUUGGCAAUGCGAGCCUUCUUGGACAGAAAGGUUUGCUUGGCACAGAGCUGCUUGGAAAAGGAGGUCUCCUGGGCAAUGGAAGUCUCCUUGGUCUCGAUGGCGUGCUGGGUGCAGGAGGACUGCUGGGCGGUGGAGUCCCUGGCACACCAACACACUUCUCCUGGCUGAAGGUGCUGAACCUCGAGAACGUGCGAGUGUCCUGCAGGGUCGUUCACGGCAGCGAGUUUGUGCUGAGCCUGUACUCGAAGCUGGUGCUGCGCUUGCCAGGGAUUUUUCAGUUUCUGAGCGGCUCCUCGGUGGAGACAAACAUCACGUCCCACAUGGCGCUGACCCAGGACACCCCCGGGGACCUCAAGCUGGUGUCUAAGGAUUGCAGCAACCUGCUUGUGGGCUUCAAAGUCAACCUGCGGAGGGGGUGAGC
This is a messenger RNA of Pezoporus flaviventris, 1652 nucleotides long. RefSeq lists its product as uncharacterized. The coding region runs from base 1 to 1650 and encodes 549 amino acids. The transcript is spliced from 10 exons. Lineage: Eukaryota; Metazoa; Chordata; Aves; Psittaciformes; Psittacidae. The record is from RefSeq and is a predicted model, not a curated record.